Symsagittifera roscoffensis is the source of this 1579-nucleotide messenger RNA. RefSeq lists its product as uncharacterized. NCBI's taxonomy places the organism in Eukaryota, Metazoa, Xenacoelomorpha, Acoela, Convolutidae. The transcript is spliced from 2 exons. Bases 134 to 1546 code for a protein of 470 amino acids. The record is from RefSeq and is a predicted model, not a curated record.
UUUGUUCGAAAGAGUAGUUUUUAAAUUAAUGAGAACUUUUCACUUUUUCGUAAAUACGAAGCUUGUUUCUUGUAUGAUUACAAAAAAGCUUCUUUGAGUGAUCGGUCGACUUGAUCUGUGAAAGUUGUGAACAAUGGAUUCGUACUGCAGGAUGCCUAAUCCAGAGGCCCUCUUGAUGAGUUCACUGCCCAACGUGCUUUUUUCUGGCGAUCGGAACAGAAGCACAGUUGACGCCGCGGGCGAGCAUUCAGCCGUACCACAACACUCGAAUGCAAAUCUUUCUGGCGAGCGUUUGAACAAAGCCGACGACUGUCAAAACUUUAUUGGUGCAACUGUUCGCAGCUCAAGAGAGAUUAAUUAUACAGGCGGUGAACACAAAAGAAACGCAUUAGUAGAGAAAAAUGACGCCUCCAAAUCCAAACACGAUUUACAGAUCCGACUAAAAAGACCAAAUUACGAAAACCAGGGUAAGUCUGGCGUAACGAGUAACGAAGCAUUUAUAUCAAAUUCCACGCCUAAUAUAUUGGUUCAGCAAUUUUGGCACCCAUCAUCGGCAGCUUACAACCCAAAAAUGUUGGGAUUCCGAGAGAGUACUUCAGCAGCCUCUCGUGUACGUAGAGGGACAACUGGAGAAACUGGAGAUACCACUCUGACUGUUUUGGUGCACAGUAGAACCAACAACGACGGCAAGAAUCUAAUAAACACAAGUAGAACUGAUGAUGUGUUCAAUCCAAAUAUGGGCAACAGCAACACAAGUAGCACUGCGCGGCUUAAUUUCAACACUAUGAAGUAUCCAGACCGAAAAGCUCUUUACUUGUUGGGGCAAAAUCCGAGUGAAAUGACGGGGCAGAAAUGGCUGAACAAACUGAUUGCGAGACGAGAGCAGCGAAACAGUCAGUUCCUAGAGAGACUGAAGCAGAGGCAAGAUGCCAAUAACCAGCCACAGAAACUGAGUACCAGUCCAUUCAACACUCGCCCUCUCACCUCCCGAACCUCACAAAGAGCUCAGCAAACCAACUCGGUGGCACCGCAUAGAAUCAUCGCCCAAACUAAUUACCAACCUCAUAAUACUUACCAAACAAGCCGCCUACCCCCAACGGCCGGCAGGAGAUACAUCACAAGAGCUGCAAACUCCCCGCCGAGAACUGCCAGACGUCCUGGACACCUGGAAUCGAGCGAACAUUAUCUAAGCAAUUCCACUGGUAUGCUUAACUAUGCUAGCAACCUCCAUAGCACUUCGCCUUUGUCGCAACGCAACAGGAGUAGAGGUGCUUUGAACGAACACGAGAUAACGGUGGAUCUAACGAAAGAAAACACCACAAAUAUUGCGUAUAGGCUUCUAGGUGCUUACGUGGAAAACAACCCUGCACCCAUGACCAAAACAUUUAUGAACAUUGGCGAAGCACCCAGCAAUUUUGUUGCAGAAUAUCUCGAAGACAGGAAUGUGGAAAAAUUAGACUGCCUUUCUAUAUGUCGCCUCUGGCUCUAUAGAUUAAAUUAUGACUGGGAUAUUGUUGAAAACUUUGAUCUAACAAACGAAACUUGAAUGUGUAACGAAACUGAUCAUAACUUAAUUUAA